AUGAUACGUCAGAAAGAGCACAAUCGAGAGACAGGCGCCAUGAUCGUGCUCAGAGUUCCGGCCGGGGGCGAGAUCAGAGCCAUUUUUCUAAUCAUGAGCAGAGGGGGCGCAGUGCUCCCCCAGCCUCAGAUCUUCAUCCCAGGGGGUCCAGCCAAUUCAAGGAUGUUGAUUCUCGGCGAGGAGACCAUCAAGCUGCGAACGAUGGCAUGCAAAGCGGAGGGUCCGACCCGCAGCCCGCGUCCGCUUCCCUGCCCACCCCCCCAAGUCCAGGUGGAGUGUCCCCACCGCAGCAGUGCCGCAUCUCCGCAGCGGGAAGCCCUGUGCGAGGUGUCAGUGAAUGCCCAACAGCCCUCGCCGAGUGCCACGCCGCGUUUAAAGGCAGCAAAAGCAGCGGGAGACGCCCUCAAGGACCUGCCAGCGGGUGGUCAUGCUGACGACGCCAGAAGCAAAGCAGAGGGCACGGCAGAGGAAAGAGGGGAGAUCGGGAAGGUCGGCAAUCCGGUGACGGGCGACCAGAACGGCAUGGCGGGUGGAGAGGGAGACGGACGCGAGGGAGUCGUCAUUGCUGACGUCAGCAACCGGAGGGAGGUGCCGCCCAUCGAGCAGCUGCUGCACAACGACACUGCCAGCGCAUAUGAAAACCCGCUUUGUCGGAACGAGUACAGAAAUUCCCAGAUUGAGAGCUGCCCGCAGAACGGGGUGUCACCGGCGGGGCAGGGGGGCGUGCAAGUGGGGCCAGGAGAGACGAGGCGGGCGAGCGUUGCUGCUUCGAAGCGCGGCAGAGACUGGUCGGAGGGCAACACAGGGACCGGUACAAAGAAAAGGAGCAUGGGAGGAGGGCGCUGGAGCACGACGGAGGAGCAGCCGGGCGACGCGGCAGCUGGCGAUAUCCCCGACUGCCUUCAUGGCCAGCCUCCGGCUCUGCCCAACUGCACAACGAACACAGCCACCGAGGCCCCUCCUGCUUCCGCUGCGUCGAACCCUGGGAGUCUCCCUCAGGCCCCUUCCCCUCUCCCAGAAGCCCCAGCCCUCUCCCCGGAUCUGGUCUUCGAAACCGGCCCGCUGCUCCGGCCCGCACAAACUAAACGCCGCCGAUCCAAACCCUCGCCCGUGAAAGCCCCCGUCGGUCUGCUGUUGGACAACGGAACUGCCGCGGGUGAGCAGGCUCCUGCCCGCGUGACGUCAGUCGGUGGUGCCGCGAAGGGAGUGCUUAAGGAGAGCGACUCCAGGGGG
Molecule: messenger RNA, 1233 nt
Organism: Klebsormidium nitens
Lineage: Eukaryota; Viridiplantae; Streptophyta; Klebsormidiophyceae; Klebsormidiales; Klebsormidiaceae
Source: the annotation of a GenBank genome assembly